AAAGAAGCAGGCAGAUGAAGACCGAUAAAAAUACUCAACUUUCUGGCGAUGAGAAUUUUGAUUAUGAGUUCAACUCGGUAAUUCAAGAAUUUGUAAGUGUCAAGAUUGAACCAGAAGAAUUCAACAUCACAAACUGUAAUUAUUGCCGAUGCUGUUUCAAAAUGAUGGAAAUAUUUGAAACUCAAAAUCCAACUGACUCUCAAUUGUUAAAUGCACUGAUGAAAGUCACUCAACUAAAUCUUCAACCAUCGUACCUUGCCUCGAGCUUCUGUGAAGAAUGUGUUAGAGAUAUUUCUAAUUUCAACAGUUUCCGGAUGUUGAUGAUCAUGAGACAAAAUAAGUUUUUAGCAAUAAUUGAAAAUGAAAACUUCGAAGGAUUGAAAGAACUUCAUAACUUAACUCUUUCUAACGCUGCCCAUAAUAACAUGCAACCAGUGGUGAAAUUGGAAAGAAUAAAUAUUCCACCUAUAAAAGAGGAAGAUUUGAAUGUUAAAGAUCCAGAAACAAGUAUCCCAAUACCUAUUAAAUCUAAAUCUAAGCGGAGGAAAAAAGCAUCAAAGAAUCAGGUUAAUAAGAAAAUAUGUCCGAUUUGUUCAGUAAAAGUAGUUAAGAUAGUAACACACAUACUCCUCCAUCAUCCAGUUUUUUGUGACUAUUGCGACUUUAAAGCAACUGAUCAGAGCAGAGUUGACAAACACAUGGAAGUCGUACAUAACAAAAGGUAUUUUUGCCAUAUUUGUGGUAAAUUUCUAAAAUUAAGAAUUGAAACUCACAUAGAUAUGGUUCACAAAAAAAUUAAGAAUUAUUUUUGCGAUCUUUGUGGGCAUGGGACUUUUCAAAAAAAUGAUAUUAUUUGUCAUAUGUGGUCAACACAUCUACCAAAGGAUCUCAAAUGCGACGAAUGCGAUUUUCUUACAGCAAGUGAUUUUUUUCUUAAAAGACACAGGCAAAGAGUUCACAAUCUGGGAAUAGAUUGUUCACUUUGUGGGAAAAAAUUUGGUCUCCAAAAAUAUCUGGAUAGACACAUUAAACGAGUUCACAAAAGGAUAAGAAAAUUUAAAUGUGAUAUUUGUUAUAAUAAAUUCUUCAAUAAUAAGUCUUUGGAAGGUCAUAAACUCAAUAGACACGGCUCACGAGAUCAUAUUUGCGAAAAAUGUGGAAAAGGUUUUGGGUCUAUUAAUAUGCUCAACUCCCAUAUGAAAAGCCACGGAGAAAAAUCACACAUUUGUGAUUUUUGUGGAAAAGGUUUCGUAGUAUCUGAAUCAAUGAGAAAACAUAUUGAUAUUGUUCAUUAUAAAAUCAAACGCUUUGCAUGUACGGUAUGCAAUAAACAAUUUUCAUCAAACAGUAAACUUGCUGAGCAUAAACUUGAACACGAAGGAAUUCGAUUUCCUUGUUUUGCUCCUGGAUGUGCUACUACUCAUACUCGAAAGGAUGCUUCUAUUUAUCACUUAAAAACAGUUCAUAAACUUUCUCAGGAAGUUUUUAAAGAUUGCAAAAAGAAGUUAGAUGAGUUUGCUGCAUCAUUGAAAGAUAUGAAAACAACAUAA
This is a messenger RNA of Clunio marinus, 1550 nucleotides long. Lineage: Eukaryota; Metazoa; Arthropoda; Insecta; Diptera; Chironomidae. The record is from the annotation of a GenBank genome assembly.